UAUUCCAUUGUCAUCGGCCUCCUGGUCAUCGUUGCGUUGAGCGCAGCGGCCUGGUUUCUGUCUCCCAAGGGCGAGAACCAAGUGUUAUGGCGGUCCUCUCUGAUCCUGGCCAUCGUCAGCUGCUAUCUCAUGUGGCUAAUUACUUUCCUCGCCCAACUGCAUCCGCUCAUCGCCCCGAGACGAAGCAAUCUACGAGAGGAGUUCGUGGGGCACAGCAUCUAG
Molecule: messenger RNA, 222 nt
Organism: Trichoderma reesei QM6a
Lineage: Eukaryota; Fungi; Ascomycota; Sordariomycetes; Hypocreales; Hypocreaceae
Exons: 2
Biological process (GO): proton transmembrane transport; vacuolar acidification
Cellular component (GO): vacuolar proton-transporting V-type ATPase, V0 domain
Molecular function (GO): proton-transporting ATPase activity, rotational mechanism
Source: RefSeq, a predicted model, not a curated record